AUGUUCAACUGCCUAAGACGGUACCUCGCGAAGUGCGAUGUCCGAGUUCCGUUGCGAGCCAUACACGACGUCAGCAAGGUACCUCGUGUUCGCGAUCGUACGAACGCUCAUUUGAAAGUCAGUGAUUACGGCUACGUUUGGAAUUAUCACCAAGAAGGUCAACCACUUCCUCGUAUGAAAGAUUGCAUGGUGCCGGUCAAGACGGUGCCAUACAAAGUAAGAGACAUGUGGACGAAGGAAAAGGCGCUCUUUGGUCAAAACGACUAUAUAGAUUUGCUCGGUGAUGGCAGCGUUCACCCGGCGCAGCUGAUGUAUCACCAGCCACCUUGGCUUCGGGGAUUCCCAGGAAGUCACCGUGCCAACGAACUCAUCAAACUGAUUCACUACCGUAAUUUGUAUCACGAGCGAAUGAAACGAAAUGCACCAAAGCGCUGGCACGACUUGUUAAAGCGAAUUAAUUACUUGCUGAAAUACCACAACUAUAAAAAGCAGGACGAAAUCAAGAUCGAACGGGAUUUGGGCAUCUGGGAAGAGGAACCGGACUUUUACUACAAAGACAAAACCCGACGGACGUUUCUUGACAUUCCGUGA
Molecule: messenger RNA, 591 nt
Organism: Soboliphyme baturini
Lineage: Eukaryota; Metazoa; Nematoda; Enoplea; Dioctophymatida; Soboliphymatidae
Source: the annotation of a GenBank genome assembly